AUGAGUCAAAGUGAUCCGAAGAAUAAAAGUCCUCCAAUGGAAGCUUCCUUAACGAAACAUCUUUUUUAUGAUAGGCUUUUACUGAUUCUCCCCAUAGAAUCUAAUUUGAAGACGUAUGCUGAUGUGGAAGGAGACCAGAUAUUCAAUUCGUGCAGGUCCGUCAUUCUAAAUAUAGCCAUCACAAAAGAUCUGAACACAAUUAUCGAGAACACAAUCGGCUUGAUUGAAUUGAUUGUUCAAGAUGAAGAAAUUACCUCCGAUAACAUUACUGAUGAUAUUGCACAUUCCAUAUUGGUUCUUUUGAGAUUACUAAGUGAUGUUUUUGAAUAUUACUGGGAUCAGAACAAUGACUUUAAAAAAAUUCGAAAUGAUAAUUAUAAACCAGGCUUUUCUAGUCAUAGACCAAACUUCCACACAUCUAGACCCAAGGAUACAAGAAUUAAUCCGAAUUUAGCCACCUCUUUAUUAUGUCUGGUUUCUAGACUAAAGUUCAAUACGAGGACUUUAAAGGUUUUAAAGAACAUGUCGCACCAUCUUUCUGGCAAUACUGCCGUUGCAAAGUCAAGUGUUUUGCCCGGUUCACAAGAAUUUUUGGAAAAGAGGAACUAUCCAGCAUAUACCGAGAAAAUAGAUCUAACAAUAGAUUAUAUCCAAAGGUUCAUAGCUGCCUCCAAUCAUACAGAAUUUACUAAAUGCGUAAAGACCAAAGUAGUUGCGCCUCUGUUGAUAUCACAUACUUCGAAUGAAUUAGGUGUAGUAAACCAUCUGGAUCUAUUUGGUUGUACAUAUUUGACCGAUAAAAAUCUGCUGGCAUACCUGGAUAUUCUACAACAUUUAUCGAGUUAUAUGAAGAGAACCAUAUUUCAUUCCUUAUUAUUAUACUAUGCCUCGAAAGCAUUUUUGUUUUGGAUAAUGGCAAGGCCAAAGGAAUACGUCAAAGUUUAUACCAACUUAUUACUAUCAGAUGAUAAUAAUUCAUCAUCUUCAUCGGAUAAUAACGGCUCGAAUAAAUCUGAUAAGGCGACCAUAUCCCAAUUGGUCUCAGUUUUAUUUGACGACAUCUAUUCUACUUUUAACGUAUCGUCAUCAUUAACCAAUGUCUACAAUGAUCACCAUCAUCUUAUUCACCACUCCUCCUCUUCAUCAAAGACGACAAGUACCAAUAGUCCAAGCUCUGUAUCAAAAUUGUCCACAAAGCAAUCAAGUACAAAUGUUUCAGGUAAUGUUUCUCCACCCCAGUUUGUCCCUGGGAAUGAUGCAUCUCCUACUUCCCAAAUGGCGUCAUUGAGUUCGCCUUUGAAUUCAAAUAUUAUAGGGUUCCCAUUGUCUCCUAUAGCCUCAACACUAGUGGAUGCGAGCACAGCUACAUCGAACACAGCAGCACCAACACAUUCAGAUACUAAUACACCCACUACUACGAAUACGAAUACCGGUAAUAAUGGUAACGACAACGCUAAUCUUAAUAAUAUUCCACAACACAUUUUUUCCCUAGAUGAUAUUUCAUCGUUCAAUUCAAGUAGGAAGUCCCUCAAUUUGGAUGAUAGUAACUCCUCUUUUUUCUGGGACAACUCGCAACAUUCCAACACAUCGAUGGGAAAUACGAAUCCUCAUCCAAGUCAGAGCAAUUCCCAGCCUCAAGACGUGCAUUCUUCUUUAAACUAUAUGGAAAACAUCAUGGAGCUCUAUUCCAAUUAUACAGGAUCAGAAUUGUCUUCUCACACUGCGAUAUUAAGAUUUUUGGUUGUCUUGACUCUAUUAGACAGUGAGGUCUAUGACGAUAUGAACUCAAACUCAUACAGAAAAGUUUCAGAACCAAUAAUGAAUACUAAUUCUAAGGACUUUAAUACUUCAAGUUGGAGCUCAGCAUCGAAGAAUCCAAGUAUUAAGCAUCUUACACAUGGCCUAAAGAAGCUUACUUUGCAACAAGGUAGAAAGCGUAAUGUAAAAUUUCUGACUUAUUUAAUCAAAAAUUUGAAUGGUGGACAAUUCGUUUCGGAUAUUUCCCUAAUUGAUUCUAUUAGAUCAAUUUUAUUCUUAAUGGCAAUGACCUCUUCUAUAUCUCAGAUCGAUCCGAAUAUUGGCUCUGUCAUUUUCACAAAGAGAUUUUUCAACUUGUUGGGCCAGAAUCUAGAGGUUGGCACCAAUUGGAAUUCUGCCACUACGAACACUUUUAUCUCACAUUGUAUUGAAAGAAAUCCUGUUACUCAUAGACGUUUACAAUUGGAAUUUUUUGCAAGUGGUUUGCAGUUAGAUCCUGAUCUUUUUUUAAGACAUUUACAAUUGGAAAGGGAGCUAAACCACAUAAACCUACCUAAAAUAUCAUUAUAUACUGAAGGGUUUAGGGUAUUUUUCCACUUGGUAAGCACUAAAAAACUGCACGAAGAAAUCGCAGAAAGGACAUCUUCUCCGUUAAAAAGAUUGUUCUGCAUCAUUGCUGAUAUUUUGUUGAAGGCAACUCCCUAUUUUGAUGACAACGUAACUAAGAUUAUUUCUUCUAUCUUGGAUGGACAUAUUUUAGAUCAAUUUGAUGCUGCUAGGACACUUUCUAAUGAUGACCAUGCCAGUUUCGAUGUCGCUGCCAGCAUUUACAAUGAGCCAACCAACAUUAUUCAUAACUCUUCGGAUGCUUCAUUAGUCUCCUCGUUUUCUCAAUCACCUUUAUCAUUCAAUUCUGGAAGUAACAUCACCCAUGUGCGCACUUGGGAAAUUCAAUCAAUCUUGCCAACUUUAUCAAAUAAAUCUAGCGCUUCUGAUUUGAGCUUGUCCAAUGUUUCAACAAAUCCUGUCGAAUCGCAGCAAAGUAGCAAUGCAAAUCCGUUAUCCCACAGAUUAUCCGGGGUUCCUACGAGCAAGAGGUACGCUUCGCCGAACGAUUCCGAAAGAUCACGACAAAGUCCCUAUUCUUCCCCCCCGCAAUUACAACAAAAUGACUUACCCUCACCUCUAUCGAUCCUUUCGUCUGGUGCUGGAUUUCCAUCGAGUCAUUCUAUGACGGUAACUCCCACAAUUUUGAAGAAUAUUAAAUCUCCAAAGCCAAACAAGUCAAAGAAAGUUACAGAUGAUAAACAACUGAGACAGUCUUCUCAUAAUAGGAUAAUACUAACUGAUAAUGAUGAAGCAAGGAAAAUCAUGAUGAAUAUUUUUAGCAUCUUCAAAAGGAUGACAAACUGGUUUAUACGUCCAGAUGCUAAUACUGAAUUUCCAAAAACUUUCACGGAUAUUAUAAAACCACUUUUUGUGGCUAUACUGGAUUCUAAUCAAAGAUUACAAGUGACAGCACGUGCAUUUAUUGAAAUCCCGUUAAGUUACAUAGCAACCUUUGAAGAUAUCGAUAAUGAACUUGACCCAAGAGUGCUGAAUGACCACUAUUUGUUAUGUACAUAUGCUGUAACUCUGUUCGCAUCUUCGUUGUUUGAUCUUAAGCUAGAAAAUGCUAAGAGAGAAAUGUUACUGGAUAUUAUUGUUAAAUUCCAACGGGUUCGUUCUUAUUUAUCGAAUUUGGCGGAGAAACAUAAUUUAGUCCAGGCCAUUAUCACAACGGAAAGAUUGACGUUACCAUUAUUAGUAGGCGCCAUUGGAAGCGGGAUUUUCAUCUCAUUAUACUGUAGUCGUGGAAAUACACCACGCCUGAUAAAAAUAUCAUGCUGUGAAUUUUUACAUUCCUUGAGGUUUUACCAGAAACACGUAGGACCGUUAGAUCAAUAUUCCAUUUACAACAUUGAUUUUAUUGAUGCCAUGGCCCAAGACAACUUUACUGCCUCAGGAUCAGUUGCCUUUCAACGUCGUCUGAGAAAUAACAUUCUGACUUAUAUCAAAGGAUCCGAUUCAAUACUGCUUGAUUCAAUGGACAUAAUUCACAAGAAGUGGUUUUACUUCAGCUGUUCGAAAUCACUUACACAAGAGGAACUAGUGGAUUUUAGAAGCUUGGCAGGCAUUUUGGCUUCAAUGUCAGGCAUUCUUUCUGAUAUGCAGGAGCUGCAGAAAAAUAAAAAUGCCGCGGUCACUAACGAAGAUAUGUCAUCACCGGAUUUACGGAAUCCCGCGUACGAAAUUCAUAAUAAACUUAAAUGUGAACUAACAAAAAAGAUGAACUACUUUGUUUCAAAACAGUGCCAGUGGCUGAAUAAUCCCAAUUUAUUGACUAGAGAAAACUCAAGAGAUAUUUUGAGCAUUGAAUUGCACCCAUUAUCUUUCAACUUGUUAUUUGAUAAUUUAGGAGUGAAGAUAGAUGGACUGAUGUCCAUUGAUCUUUCAAAGCCGCACGAGGAUUCAUCUUUCGUUUUGCUGGAACAGAUCAUAAUCAUAAUAAGGACCAUAUUAAAGAGGGACGAUGAUGAAAAAAUAAUGUUAUUGUUUCUCACUGACUUACUUGACGCUGUUAGUAAACUAACUGAAACAGUCGAAAAAAUUUCUGCAAAAUCAUCAAAAUAUUAUAAGGGAAUUAUUCAAAUGUCCAAAAUGUUCAGAGCAUUUGAACACUCUGAAAUGAACCUUGGUAUUUCAAACCAUUUUCAUCUGAAAAAUAAGUGGUUAAAAUUAGUUAUCAGCUGGUUUAAACUGUCCAUCAAUAAAGACUACAAUUUUGAGAACCUGUCAAAACCAUUGAGAGAGAUGGAUUUGCAGAAAAGAGACGAAGAUUUUCUUUAUAUUGAUACUUCAAUUGAGUCUGCAAAGGCAUUGGCUUAUCUGACGCGCAACGUUCCGCUGGAGAUACCGCCUUCAAGUUCAAAGGAAGAUUGGAACAGGUCCUCUACAGUAUCAUUUGGUAAUCACUUUACUAUACUGUUAAAGGGUUUGGAAAAAAGUGCGGACCUGAGCCAGUUUCCGGUUUCAUUGAGACAUAAAAUUAGUAUACUCAAUGAGAAUGUAAUUAUUGCAUUAACAAAUUUGUCUAAUGCCAAUGUCAGUGUUUCUCUAAAAUUUACAUUACCAAUGGGUUACUCUGCAAAUAAGGAUAUCAGAAUUGCCUUUUUAAGAGUUUUCAUAGAUAUCGUGUCAAACUAUCCAAUCAAUCUUGAAAAGCAUGAAAUGGACAAAACGUUGGCGAUGGACGAUAUGCUGAUGUAUAUAAUUAAGAAUCCGAUACUUGCAUUCUUUGGCAGCCUGGCUUGUUCACCUGCCGAUGUUGAUUUAUAUGCUGGUGGGUUUUUAAACGCUUUCGAUACACGAAACGCGUCUCAUAUCCUUGUUACCGAGCUGCUCAAACAAGAAAUCAAACGGGCCGCACGCUCUGACGAUAUCCUGAGAAGUAAUAGUUGUGCAACUAGGGCUUUGUCGCUUUAUACAAGGUCCAGAGGUAAUAACUAUUUGAUAAAAGCAUUGAGACCUGUUUUGCAAGAGAUAGUCGACAAUAAGGAGUCUUUUGAAAUCGAUAAAAUGAAGCCAGGAGUUGAAACCUCUGAAAAGAUGUUGGACUUAUUCGAAAAAUACAUGACAAAACUGAUUGAUUCAAUUACGAACUCCAUUGGUGAUUUUCCAUUAGAACUAGUUGACAUCUGUAAAACGAUCUAUAACUCUGUCAGUGUCAAUUUUCCUGAAUAUGCAUACAUUGCAGUAGGUUCAUUCGUAUUUUUGAGAUUUAUCGGGCCUGCCUUGGUAAGUCCUGAUUCAGAAAAUAUAAUUAUUGUCACGCAUGCUCAUGAUAGAAAGCCUUUUAUUACUCUGGCAAGAGUUAUCCAAAGUUUAGCCAAUGGCACGGAGAAUGUUUUCAAGAGAGAUAUCUUAGCUUCAAAAGAGGAAUUUUUAAAUGCCUGCAGUGAAAAGAUAUUCAAUUUCUUGUCAGAAUUAUGCAAAAUGCCUACUGAAAACUUUGUCGUUAAUGUAAGGGAAGACCCCACUCCGAUAGAUUUUGAUUAUUCUUUUUUGCACAAAUUUCUUUAUCUUAAUGAUUUUAGCAUACGGAAGGAAAUCAUCAAAGAAUCCAAUUUACCAGGGGAAUUUAAUUUUCUAAAGGAUACUGUUAUGCUCACCGAUAAAAUUCUUGGAGUAUUGGGUCAACCUCAGAUGGAAAUCAAAAAUGAAAUCCCUCCUUUUGUCGUCGAGAAUCGAGAAAAGUACCCUUCGUUAUAUGAAUUCAUGAGUCGUUAUGCGUUCAAGAAGGUGGAUUUAAAAGAAGAAGAAGAAAAUGCACCAUUUGUGCAUGAGUCAAUGACGUUAGAUGGUAUACAGAUCAUAAUUGUGACAUUUACCGAUUGCGAAUACAACAAUUACAUCAUGGACUCAUUAGUCUAUAAAGUAUUGCAAAUAUACGCGAGAAUGUGGUGUUCAAAGCAUUAUGUGAUUCUUGAUUGCACUACAUUUUAUGGUGGGAAAGCAAAUUUUCAAAAGCUAACCACGCUAUUUUUUGGUUUGAUACCUGAGCAAGCAUCAAAGAAUUGUAUGGGGUGCUAUUAUUUCAAUGUCAACAAAUCAUUCAUGGAGCAAUGGGCUGCAUCAUACACUGUAGAGAACCCAUAUCUCGUAACUGAGAUACCUCAUUGUUUCAUUAACAGCAAUAGUGAUCAAAGUCUAAUAAAAUCGCUGGGUUUAAGUAGUAGAAGUUUAGAGGUUUUGAAAGAUGUGCGAGUUACUUUGCAUGACAUUACUCUUUAUGAUAAAGAAAAAAAGAAGUUUUGUCCCGUUUCAUUAAAGAUAGGAAACAAGUACUUUCAAGUCCUACAUGAAAUUCCGCAGCUGUACAAAGCCGUUGUAACAGAGAGAACAUUCAGCAUUAAAUUUAACAAUGUUUACGAGAUAUCAGAUUUGAUUUCAGUUGAUGUCUCUAACACCACUGGUGUGUCUUCAGAAUUUACUCUAAGCCUUGACAAUGAAGAAAAAUUGGUUUUCUGCGGCCCUAAGUACCUAGAAAUUGUCAAGAUGUUUUAUUAUACCCAAUUAAAGAUGGAAGAAGAAUUUGGCACCGAUUUUUCGAACGACGUUUCAUUUUCGACAUCCUCUUCUGCAGUGAGUGCGUCUGAUUGCAAUGUAAAAGAAGUAGGUGAGAUUAUAUCGCAUUUAUCGCUGGUAAUCCUUGUUGGUCUAUUCAAUGAGGACGAUCUCGUCAAAAAUAUAUCAUACAAUCUCCUUGUAGCAACCCAAGAAGCGUUCGACUUGGAUUUUGGAACAAGACUUCACAAAUCCCCAGAGACGUAUGUACCCGAUGAUACUACUACAUUUUUGGCUCUAAUAUUCAAGGCUUUCUCGGAAUCGUCAGCAGAGCUAACUCCAUAUAUAUGGAAGUAUAUGCUGGAUGGUCUUGAAAAUGAUGUUAUUCCUCAAGAGCAUAUUCCUACGGUUGUCUGUUCAUUGUCUUACUGGGUGCCAAACUUAUAUGAGCAUGUAUAUUUGGCGCACGACGAAGAAGGUCCGGAGGCGAUCUCCCGUAUUAUUUACAGUUUAAUCAGACUGACAGUGAAAGAGCCAAAUUUCACGACGGCUUACCUCCAACAAAUAUGGUUCUUACUGGCCUUGGAUGGUCGUCUCACAAAUAUAAUAGUUGAGGAAAUAGUAAGUCAUGCGUUGGAUAGAGAUUCCGAAAAUAGGGAUUGGAUAAAGGCAGUCUCGAUACUAACCAGCUUCCCAACAGCAGAAAUUGCUUGCCAAGUAAUAGAAAAACUAAUUAAUAUGAUCAAAUCAUUUCUACCCUCUCUUAUGGUUGAGGCAUCCGCUCAUAGUUGGUCUGAGCUUACUAUUUUAUCGAAAAUUAGCGUAUCAAUCUUUUUUGAGUCGCCCCUACUUUCUCAGAUGUAUUUACCAGAAAUUCUCUUUGUCGUAUCUUUAUUAAUCGAUGUUGGUCCUUCCGAAAUAAGAGUUUCUUUGUAUGAGUUGUUGAUGAAUGUUUGUCAUUCUUUGACCAACAAUGAAUCUUUGCCUGAGAGGAAUAGAAAGAAUUUAGAUAUAGUCUGUGCAACUUUUGCUCGUCAAAAGUUGAACUUUAUUUCCGGUUUCAGCCAAGAAAAAGGGAGAGUUUUGCCAAAUUUCACAGCUUCCUCCUUUUCGAGUAAGUUUAGCACAUUAGAUCUUUUCACGAGGAACAUUAUGCUUUUAAUGGAAUAUGGUUCCAUCUUAGAAAGCGCUCAAUGGGAAACUAAAUAUAAGAAGUAUCUAAUGGAUGCGAUUUUCGGCCAUAGGUCAUUCUUCUCUGCGAGGGCUAUGAUGAUUUUAGGUAUUAUGAGUAAGUCUCAUACGUCCCUUUUUCUCUGUAAAGAACUCCUGGUUGAAACUAUGAAAGUUUUUGCCGAGCCAGUUGUGGACGAUGAGCAGAUGUUCAUAAUUAUAGCCCAUAUUUUCACCUAUAGCAAGAUUGUUGAAGGGUUGGAUCCCUCUUCCGAUCUAAUGAAAGAGCUAUUCUGGCUGGCUACAAUAUGUGUGGAAUCCCCUCAUCCAUUACUUUUUGAAGGAGGUCUACUAUUCAUGGUGAACUGUUUGAAGCAACUGUACACAGUCCAUUUGCAACUUGAUUUCGACGGCAAAUCACUAGCAAGAAAAUUAAUGGAGUCCAGAAAAUUUGCUGCUACCCUUCUAACAAAAUUAGAGUCAUACAAUGGAUGUAUAUGGAACGAAGAUAAUUUUCCGCACAUUAUUUUAGGAUUCAUUGCGAAUGGUUUAUCUAUCCCUGUUGUGAAGGGGGCUGCAUUAGAUUGCCUACAGGCCCUUUUUAAAAACACCUACUAUGAAAGAAAAUCAAACCCAAAAUCCUCAGAUUAUCUUUGUUACCUUUUUUUGCUGCAUUUAGUAUUGAGUCCUGAACAACUUUCUACCUUAUUACUUGAAAUUGGCUUCGAGGACGAACUGCUACCUUUAAACAAUACGAUUAAAGUACCACUAACUUUGAUCAACUGGCUAAGUUCAGACUCAGAGAAAUCAAACAUAGUCCUAUAUCAAGGAGCUUUGCUGUUUAGUUGCAUCAUGUCAGAUGAGCCGUGUAAGUUUCGUUUUGCCCUGCUCAUGAGAUACUUGCUUAAAGUCAAUCCUAUUUGUAUCUUCAGAUUCUAUACUUUGACAAGAAAGGAACUCAGGAGGUUAUCAACGCUAGAACAAUCAUCUGAAGCGGUUGCUCUCUCUUUCGAAAUAAUUGGCAUGCUUGUUACUCAUAGCGAAUUCAAUUAUUUGGAAACAUUUAACGGUGAGAUGAUUGACCUCCUGAAGAAAAGAGGCUUAUCAGUCGUGAAACCGCUGGACAUUUUUGAUCAAGAUCAUUUGGAGAAGCUAGAGGGAGAAGGUGAGCAUCAAAUAGCAAUUUACGAAAGAAAGAGACUAGCAACGAUGAUUCUGGCAAGAAUGUCCUCCUCCUAA
This is a messenger RNA of Saccharomyces kudriavzevii IFO 1802, 9273 nucleotides long. It is a transcript of the gene IRA1, whose product is annotated as GTPase-activating protein IRA1. Bases 1 to 9273 code for a protein of 3090 amino acids. The transcript has a single exon. The record is from RefSeq and is a predicted model, not a curated record. Gene Ontology annotation, biological process: regulation of GTPase activity. Lineage: Eukaryota; Fungi; Ascomycota; Saccharomycetes; Saccharomycetales; Saccharomycetaceae.